AAUGUAGUUUCUACAUCCUGCAACGGUGGGUUGUUUUGGUUGUGUAUGAAUUCCGGAGUUUUGGGGUCUCAUCCAAUAAUUGCUGGGUUUAAUCCCUUUCGCCUUGAUGUACCUCCCAUCCGACUUGAUACUUCUCGACUCGCCAAGGGAAGCUGGAAUAUUUCGGUCUCACAAGGUGCUCUACACCUAAUAUCACUUGCUCCACCUACACUUUUGAGUGUUUGGAGACUGGAAGAAGACCGUAAAUCUUGGAGUAUGCAACAUAAAACUGUGUUGGGGAAGACAGUCAAAAUUUGCGACUAUGAACUUGAGGACUGUGAUGUAGCUGGUUUGCACCCAGAGAAGCCGCAUAUUGUCUUCUUCAAACAUCCUGGUUUUGGUGAUCGUCGGAGUGUUGCACUGUCCUACGAUAUGAAGACUGCACAGCUAGGGUUGUUUGGUGAGUUUGUUCCCAGAUUCCAGCCUAGGGUUUCUUGCUGGCCUACCCCGAUUCCAAGGUACGAGGAACUGCGAGCUAUAUACGAUGGGCGAUAUAGCUGUUGGGUUCAACAGAGCAGCAGCAAAGCAGCAACUCUCUCCCUGAACAAUCGUGUCUGGAUUGUCAAAGAGAGAAUUAUGCAGUGGCUGGAUUGUCAGAAAAAGAAUCUAUGCAGUGGCUGGUUUAAUUACUAGACCCCUCCCUCCCCAGCAUAUCGAGUUAGGAAGCAGAAGGCGGUGAAACUUGAAAGGCUAGCUCGUGUUGUUCAGAAGGAUGGCGCCAUUGGAUGAAAAUUCAUCUGCAAUUAGUCUUGCCUUGUUGGAAUGCAUGUGAUCAAUCUUAUUCAAGAUGACCAGAAAGCAAGAGUGACCAGUGUUCUUAACUUUCCCUGUACUAUUAUUGCCUGCGCCAUGGUUUUAGGCGCUGCAACUUGUUUAUGUAUCCAAAGUUUCUUUGUAAGAUGGUUAUUUAUUCAGCUGUCAUGGAAU
This is a messenger RNA of Linum tenue, 966 nucleotides long. The record is from the annotation of a GenBank genome assembly. Lineage: Eukaryota; Viridiplantae; Streptophyta; Magnoliopsida; Malpighiales; Linaceae.